This is a messenger RNA of Leptopilina heterotoma, 2779 nucleotides long. It is a transcript of the gene su(f), whose product is annotated as protein suppressor of forked. Gene Ontology annotation, biological process: mRNA 3'-end processing. Lineage: Eukaryota; Metazoa; Arthropoda; Insecta; Hymenoptera; Figitidae. Bases 149 to 2290 code for a protein of 713 amino acids. Gene Ontology annotation, molecular function: protein binding; mRNA binding. The record is from RefSeq and is a predicted model, not a curated record. Gene Ontology annotation, cellular component: nucleus. The transcript is spliced from 13 exons.
UGUCAGUUCAGCCUUCAAGCCUCGACUGGAUAGAUAAGAUACAUCGCAGAUACUAAAUUGUGAAUAAUUGGAUUGGAAUAAUAGAACAAAAGGAAAAAACAGAAAAAGUACGUUUCGAGGAAAGUUAUAAAGAACCAAAAUUACAAAAAUGACGGAAGAAAAGGCGGAAAUUGACUGGGGAAAUGAUAAACUACAACGAGCACAGAAAACAAUUGAUGAAGCAUCAUACGAUCUGGAAGCAUGGAGUUUAUUAAUCAGAGAAGCACAAAAUCGACCCAUCACCGAAGUUCGACCACUUUUCGAAAAACUCGUCACAGUAUUUCCUUCUGCAGGCCGAUAUUGGAAAAUUUAUAUUGAACAAGAGAUGAAAAUGAGGAACUUUGAAAAGGUUGAAAAGCUUUUCCAAAGGUGCCUCAUGAAAAUUUUAAAUAUUGAAUUGUGGAAAUUGUAUCUUUCAUACGUUAAAGAGACAAAAGCGAGCCUGACAACAUAUAAAGAGAAAAUGGCACAGGCGUACGAUUUCGCAUUGGACAAAAUAGGAAUGGACAUUCAUUCCUUUAGCAUUUGGAAUGAUUAUGUCAUGUUUUUGAAAAGCGUCGAAGCUGUUGGUUCAUAUGCUGAGAAUCAAAAAAUCAGCGCAGUGAGAAAGGUUUACCAACGAGGAGUGGUGAAUCCAAUGAUAAAUAUGGAACAAUUGUGGAAGGAUUACAUGGCAUUUGAACAAAAUAUAAAUCCUAUUAUUGCCGAAAAAAUGGCAAUUGAAAGAUCAAGGGAUUAUAUGAACGCGAGACGUGUCGCCAAGGAAUUGGAGGCAGUAACAAGAGGAUUAAAUAGAAGUGCUCCGAGUAUACCUCCAACUGGACAUCCAGAUGAAGUGAAACAGGUUGAAUUGUGGAAGAAAUACAUUGCUUGGGAACGAAGUAAUCCACUGAGAACUGAGGAUACAUCGCUUGUUGCUAGACGAGUGAUGUUCGCCAUUGAACAAUGCUUAUUGUGCCUCGGUCAUCAUCCAGCCGUGUGGCAUCAGGCCGCACAUUUUCUCGAAUUAAGUUCAAAAAUUCUCACCGAAAAAGGUGACGUUAAUGCCUCGAAACAACUUAGCGACGAGGCAGCAACAAUGUUCGAAAGAGCAACAAGUACAUUGCUCUCAAAAAAUAUGUUGCUUUAUUUUGCUCACGCAGAUUUUGAAGAAGGGCGAGUUAAAUACGACAAAGUUCAUCAAAUUUAUCAAAAGUUUCUCGAUAUUGCCGAUGUUGAUCCUACAUUGGCUUUCGUUCAGUAUAUGAAGUUUGCUAGACGCGCCGAAGGAAUAAAAUCGGCGAGAAUAGUUUUUAAAAGAGCGCGAGAGGACCAAAGAUGCAAGCAUCAUGUUUACGUUGCUGCCGCUCUGAUGGAAUAUUAUUGUACCAAAGACAAAAACAUAGCAUUCCGCAUUUUUGAAUUAGGUUUAAAGAAAUUCGGAGACCAUCCAGAUUAUAUUCUUUGCUAUAUAGAUUACUUGUCUCAUUUAAAUGAGGACAAUAAUACAAGAGUACUAUUUGAGAGAGUAUUAUCUUCCGGUAGUUUAGAACCAGAGAAAUCAGUUGACAUUUGGAAUCGUUUCCUCGAAUUCGAAUCGAAUAUUGGAGAUUUAGCCAGUAUUGUUAAGGUUGAAAAACGACGAAGUGCUGUUUUAGAGAAGAUUAAAGAAUUCGAAGGUAAAGAAACGGCCCAAUUGGUCGAUCGCUACAAGUUUUUGGAUUUAUAUCCCUGUACAACAAUGGAAUUACGAUCAAUUGGCUACGUUGAAGUGUCGAGUAUAAGUAGAAAUUCUUCAGGACCAGCUUUACGGAUUCCUGAUCAAGAAGAAGCACUAGCUGCAUUACCGAGACCCGACAUAUCGCAAAUGAUUCCAUUUAAACCGAAGCUCAAUGCUUUGCCCGGAGAACAUCCUGUACCAGGUGGCGUGUUUCCUUUGCCUCCAGCAGCUGCUCAAUUGUGCACUAUUUUACCACCACCAGGAUGUUUCAGAGGACCAUUUGUUACAAUUGAUUUACUAAUGGACGUUUUUGGUAGAAUUCAAUUACCAGAGCACGCACCGCUCCCAGUGUCAGACAAUGGUUGUGACACAAAAUUAUUCGACCUGGCAAAAAGUGUUCACUGGAUAGUUGACGAAGCAAACGACGGAACGGCAAUUGGAUCAAAACGAAGAAGAACAAGAUUAGGUGGUGAUGACAGUGAAGAGGAGGAUUUACCACCGCCACCAGCUAAUGAUAUUUAUCGGCAAAGGCAACAAAAACGAGUGAAAUAAGAAAAAAAAACACUUCUCUUUUUUUACACGAUAAAAACUCAGGGUAAUUCGGAAUUUGUUUUGAAAUGAAUCAAUUAUGCGAAUUUAACUUUUUCACCCCCACGCUGACCCGCAUCGUUUUCAAAUUAUGAUUUACAAAUAUUUUAUAUUUUUUCUGCAAUUUAUAUAAUCUGAAAUGAUUAUUAUAUAAAUUUAAAGAGAGAAAGGGAGAGAGAGAGUUUGGUUUACCAAACUCGCGUGAAGAAUAUUAAUCGAAUAGUGAACAUGUUCUUUUUUCCUUGUUUCUGAGUACUAUGUACUCAAAAUGUGUGGAUUAUUCCACAAUUGAGACUGUGUUUAUUUUGUAUCGUCCAUUAAUGAAUUUUGCAAAAUACCUUUAAGUGCAUUGUACUCUAAAGUUAUAUAUUGUAAAGGAACGAUCAAUACUUAGCGAAUAACUUAGAUUAUAAUUUUUAUUAUUGAAUAAAAUGUAUAAGGGUAAAAAACUGA